Xenopus tropicalis (tropical clawed frog) is the source of this 2100-nucleotide messenger RNA. It is a transcript of the gene flad1, whose product is annotated as flavin adenine dinucleotide synthetase 1. Gene Ontology annotation, molecular function: catalytic activity; FMN adenylyltransferase activity; FAD diphosphatase activity. The coding region runs from base 203 to 1816 and encodes 537 amino acids. The record is from RefSeq and is a predicted model, not a curated record. NCBI's taxonomy places the organism in Eukaryota, Metazoa, Chordata, Amphibia, Anura, Pipidae. Gene Ontology annotation, biological process: FAD biosynthetic process. Gene Ontology annotation, cellular component: cytosol; nucleus; cytoplasm. The transcript has 9 exons.
GGGAAGACUGUGCGCUUGGGAACGUUCCGCUGUUGGAAGGAAACCAAUCACAGAGUUUUAAGAUGCGGAGUGACAGACGCGCCGGCGAAUGGGGUUCGACAGUGGGCGCGGUUAUGAGUUGUAGUACUGGGAGCCGGUGUGGGAGGCUCAGAGGAGUCAGUGGAGCAGGCCGUGCCCAUCGCCAGCUGUGAAUGAGGGGCCCAUGUCUGCAUGCCCUGCCCUGCGGCUCGGGAGGAGUGUCCUGCGCUUAGGGAGAAUCCGGGCACAUUUAGCCAUGGCCUCUAACAGCUUCUGCCAGGGGGCCCCGACCCAAGGCUCCCAUACUGAAGAUGGAACUGUGACUGCUGGGAUCAUUAUCAUCGGCGAUGAGAUUCUAAAGGGCCACACACAGGACACAAACUCCUUCUUUAUAUGCAAGAAGUUACGUACCAUCGGGGUUAAAGUCAGUAAGAUCUCUGUGAUCCCCGACGACGUGGACAUCAUUGCUAAGGAGAUAGCGGAUUUCUCCUCCCUUUACACCUACGUACUAACGUCGGGCGGCAUUGGCCCCACCCACGAUGACGUGACGUUCGAGGCCGUGGCCAAGGCGUUUGGGGAGAAUACGUUCCCUCACCCGGAGCUGGUGGCCCUGGUGCAGAAGUUCUUUGGCCGGACAGACGCGGGGUGCCCGGAGAUGAAGUUGGCACGGAUCCCCGUUUCCUCCAAGCUGAACUACGGCACGGACAAGAGGACCGGCGACAGCUUUAAGUACCCGCUGGUCAGCGUUGGCAACGUCUACGUGUUCCCCGGGAUCCCGUCCCUGAUGGAGAAGUCCCUGGAGGGGCUGGACCACCUCUUUCGCAACGACAAGACCCGCUUCCACUACCGGGAGGUCUGUGUCAAUGCCGACGAGGUGGCCAUAGCCGGGGUGCUGGGCGAGGUGAAUGGCCGCUUCAGGAAGCACGUGAGUCUGGGCUCCUAUCCCGACUGGAGCAACAACUACUUCCGAGUUCUGCUGGUGUUGGACUCGGACUCCGAGGCGCGUCUGGAGGAAGCUCACAAGUUCCUGAUAGAACAUCUGCCCCCCGGGGUGGUGGUGCCAUUUGUAAAGGAUCCAGUGACACAGGCGGCAGCCCAAGUCUAUCAGCUUGCCCAGUCAGGCUCGCCCCUGGGGGACAAGGUGGCGGCGGCACUGCGCAUCCUGGAGGAGGGGCUCGACACUUACAGCCUGGACAAGAUCUGUGUGGCCUUUAAUGGGGGCAAAGACUGCACGGCCCUCCUGCACCUGUUCCACGCCGCUGUACAGAGGAAAUACCCGGAGCGGAAGGACCACCUGCAGGCGCUGUACAUCCGGAUCGUCUCGCCCUUCCCAGAGAUGGAGCAGUUCAUGCAGAGCACGACCAAACGGUACAAUCUCCGGAUCUACACCAUCCAGGGGUACAUCAAGCAGGCGCUUAUGGACCUGAAAGCAGAACAACCCAAUCUGGAAGCGGUUCUGAUGGGCACCAGGCGCUCCGACCCCUACUCCCGGACACUGACCCCCAUGUGCCUGACGGACCCCGACUGGCCCCAGUACAUGCGAGUGAACCCCCUACUGGAUUGGUCGUACGGAGACAUCUGGGACUUCCUGCGGACUCUCUACAUUCCCUACUGUAUUCUCUAUGAUAAAGGUUACACGUCUCUGGGCAGCAUGGAGAACACCGUGAAGAACCCGGCCCUGCGAUUCACCACCCCGGGGGGCACUGAGAGCUACCAGCCUGCCUACAAGCUGGAAAAUGAGGAGGAGGAGCGAGUCUCCAGGAACUUACAGAUGCCCUCCGACUGCCACGUGGAGUAGACACCUGUGCCCUCUUAGCCGCGGGCUGGUUUGUGUGCCACAGCUCAUGGGCACAGCCAGCCAUUGGGGAGGAUUUGGGGGUUCAUAGAAGUGUGUAGGGGGGGGCAGUGAGAUAUGUUUAACCCAUUCUGUGCCUCUGGACUCGCUACUCUAUAAACUCCUCUGGAACUGGCACAAUGGCUCCCGGGGGCCCUCCUGCUGGGUCAGCGCUUCUACCUCAAGCUGUCAGCAAUGGGCUGCCCCCCACCCCCCCAGGCCAGGGAAGGUUUGCUGAGCCCAAGCUA